Carassius carassius (crucian carp) is the source of this 1504-nucleotide messenger RNA. It is a transcript of the gene rpf1, whose product is annotated as ribosome production factor 1 homolog. Gene Ontology annotation, cellular component: preribosome, large subunit precursor; nucleolus. The transcript has 9 exons. The record is from RefSeq and is a predicted model, not a curated record. NCBI's taxonomy places the organism in Eukaryota, Metazoa, Chordata, Actinopteri, Cypriniformes, Cyprinidae. Gene Ontology annotation, molecular function: rRNA primary transcript binding. Gene Ontology annotation, biological process: maturation of 5.8S rRNA; maturation of LSU-rRNA. Bases 63 to 1130 code for a protein of 355 amino acids.
AAGAACUUCCAGUUCAACCGGAAGAAGUUUCUCACACACGUGACUUCAGACAGAAGCGGAAAAUGGAUUCUACCGAGUUAACAACUUCAGAAAGUGUUUCCAAGAAAAAGGGGAAAACGAAGAAACUAAAGCAAAAGAUAAAAGCCGACAAAGCUCCGAAGCAGGAGAUGGAACAGGCGGAGAUUGAAGUGACAGAAGAUAAAUCGGAGUCGGGAGCUUGUUUUCCUCCCACAUUCAGCGUGUCUGAGAUCAAGAACAAGCAGCGCAGACAUGCGAUGUUCCUCAAACUCAAGGAGGAGAAAAGAAAGCAAAAAUUGGAACAGAAAAAGAAAAAGAAAAAAGAGAGAAAAGCUCUUGGAGAUCAGGCUCCACCAAAAGAAGUUCCCAAGACAAUAGAAAACCAGAGAGUAUAUGAUGAAACUACAGUCAACCCAGAGGAUGAGGAGGUGGCUUUUGAUGAAGGAACCGACGAGUUCUCUGCUUACUUCAAUCGGCUCACGAAUCCCAAAGUUCUCAUCACCACUUCGGACAGGCCCAGAGGAAGGACCGUGAGGUUUUGUGAGCAGCUGGCCACAAUGAUCCCACAUGCACAUGUGUACUACAGAAGAGGUCUGGCAUUGAAGAGAGUCAUUCCACAGUGUAUAUCUAGAGGUUUCACUUAUCUGAUGGUGAUCAAUGAGGACAGAAAAGUGCCAAAUGGUUUGGUUCUCUGUCACCUUCCUGAUGGCCCAACUGCACACUUCAAAGUCAGUAGUGUUCGACUUCGCAAGGAAAUGAAGAGAAGAGGUAAGGACCCAACGGAACACGUCCCAGAAGUCAUCCUUAAUAACUUCACUACUAGACUGGGUCACUCCAUCGGCCGGAUGUUUGCUGCUCUGUUUCCUCAUGAUCCACAGUUUGUGGGCCGUCAGGUCGCCACAUUUCACAAUCAGAGGGACUUCAUUUUUUUCAGGUUUCACAGGUACAUCUUCAAGAAUGAAAAGAAAGUGGGCAUACAGGAACUAGGACCUCGCUUCACUCUUAAACUUCGCUCUUUACAGAAAGGAACCUUUGACUCAAAGUUUGGCGAAUACGAGUGGGUUCACAAGCGCCAUGAGAUGGACUCCAGCAGAAGAAAAUUCCAUCUUUGAGGGACAGAAUGAAAACAGGGAAACAGUGUUGACUUUUCAUGAAUAUCUAAAAAUCUUUUGUUAAGGAACGAAAGAGUUGUAGAAAUGCAAGCUUUGUCUUUACUGUAUCAUAUUUUCUUCAUAAGAAUUUGUUCAAAAGAAUAUUAUAACAAGGCUGGACACAAAGAGACUUGAUGUGUCUUAAAGCACGACAAAUAAAUCAAGUAAAUGCAUCAUAUUUGAUUGAAGACAUGGGAGGAAGAGGCUAAUUUGUGAGUGUUUGUGAUAUUUCAGAUCAAAAAGACUGUCUUGUUCCAUCUUGAUUUUGCAAUACUGAAGACAUACACAAAAUGCAUUGUAGAUUUCUGAACUUUUAAUAAAAAUGUUUUCUAACA